This is a messenger RNA of Musca vetustissima, 855 nucleotides long. It is a transcript of the gene Hr83, whose product is annotated as nuclear receptor subfamily 2 group E member 1. Bases 1 to 855 code for a protein of 284 amino acids. Gene Ontology annotation, biological process: regulation of transcription by RNA polymerase II; cell differentiation; anatomical structure development. Lineage: Eukaryota; Metazoa; Arthropoda; Insecta; Diptera; Muscidae. Gene Ontology annotation, molecular function: nuclear receptor activity; zinc ion binding; RNA polymerase II cis-regulatory region sequence-specific DNA binding. The record is from RefSeq and is a predicted model, not a curated record. The transcript is spliced from 3 exons.
AUGGAUUUGUCGCAUCAAAAGUUGUUACUCUGUCAGGUUUGUGGCGAUCAAAGUUCGGGUAAACAUUAUGGGGUCAUCUGUUGUGAUGGCUGUUCGUGUUUCUUUAAGCGCAGUGUCCGCAAGGGCAACAUAACCGCCUACAGCUGUAUAGCCGGAAAAGGAAACUGUAUCAUUGAUAAGGCCCGAAGGAAUUGGUGUCCAUUUUGUCGAUUUCAACAAUGUCUGAAGGUGGGCAUGAAUGUCCAGGCCGUGCAAGAAGAACGAGGUCCGAGGCAUCAAAAUGCAACGAACUUUUUAAAUUAUUCACCGGAAGCAUCAAAAUCAGUUGCAUCGUUGUCACCACAAUCAAAUGAAAGUGCUUUCAAUUUUCAAAUGUUGGCUCAAAUUCUGGUAACCUGUUUACGUCAGGCCAAGAGCAAUGAACAAUUCCGUACACUGUCCCGCUGUCAACAGGAGGCCAUUCUACAUUUGGUUUGGAGUGAAUGUUUUGUGUUGAGGGCAUCCCACUGGACACUCGACAUCUCGGCCGUAUUUGAAGCCUGCGGUGAUGUGGCCUUGCAACGCAUCAUCAACGAAGCGAAACAAAUCAACGCCGAUGUAAUGGAAUUGAAUUUUCUUGAGACGCUUAUUCUAUGCCGCAGGGAAUAUGCCUUAAAUUCGGAGUGUGCCUCACUCUUGGAGUCCUACAGCAACAAUGCAUUGUUGGCAUUGGCCCGCUACACAGCUCAACAGUCAAAUUGGUUGCGUUUUGGUUCUUUACUCUUGGCCUUGCGUCAAUUGUCACUGCGACGUUAUGAAUGUACAUUGACCGGACUAUUUCGUUCCAUUGUCAAGGAUAUUAUUAAGACAUUGUAA